Musca domestica (house fly) is the source of this 3227-nucleotide messenger RNA. It is a transcript of the gene su(Hw), whose product is annotated as protein suppressor of hairy wing. Bases 448 to 3024 code for a protein of 858 amino acids. Gene Ontology annotation, biological process: regulation of transcription by RNA polymerase II. The record is from RefSeq and is a predicted model, not a curated record. The transcript is spliced from 9 exons. Gene Ontology annotation, molecular function: DNA-binding transcription factor activity; RNA polymerase II cis-regulatory region sequence-specific DNA binding. Lineage: Eukaryota; Metazoa; Arthropoda; Insecta; Diptera; Muscidae.
UUCAAAGCAUAAAAUUAGGUAAAGAGAAGAUUUCAGCCGAACUGGAUAUUGUAAAUAGUCAAAUAAAAUUAUUUGGUAUUAAAAACGUAGUUUCCCGAAAAGAUGCCCUGUAAAUUGAGAAUGGAUGAAAAGUGAUUUUGUGGAAUAUUCGAUGAUCGUGAUUUCACUUAACGUUCAGAAAAUUGUUUUUCAUACCAAGAAAAAGUGAGAAUUUUUGCUAAAAAAGAAAAGUGAAAAAUACAAUUGACAGACAACCUUUAUCUAAUCUACAAAGUGAGCAGUGAGUACAAAAGAAAAAUAUAAAGGCGUUGCUGACAUUUGGACCAUCAUUGCAUUUGGAAUUAGAAAAAGGUCGCCACUUUUUCAAAUUGCCUAAAAGUUUGCUUUAAUUUUUUUUUUGUUCCGUUGAGAUUUUAUCCUUGAAUUGGUUUAUGAAAUAAAACUAAAAUGAGUGCGAGUGCAAAGGAGGUUGUUUUGAAAAUCGAGAAGAAUGAUGAUAGCAAUAUAAUGCCACCGCCAAAAAAUGAGGGCAUCAAAAUUUUAAAUGACAAACAAAUUAAACCGCCAGUUCCUGCGCCACCAGCAAAAUCGGUGGCCAUGUCACCACCCAAACAAAUUCGACUUUCCAUUGCACAGUCAAAAACACCACCGGCAGCUUUAAAACAAAAAAAGAUGGAUCACUAUCUGAUGAACUUGGUAAAGGGUGAAAAAGAUGCCGAGGGUGGUGAGGAUAAUGAAACAAUAGACUUUGUAUUGACUGAAAACGUUGAAGCUGGGACCACGGGUCAUUCGGGUGAAAUAUUAGAAGAACUUCAAUUAAGCGAUGAUGAGGAAAUGGAAACGGCCUCUAGGACCCAGGAAAUAGUUGAACAUGUUUGUGGAAAAUGUUUUAAGACAUUUCGACGUUUGAAGGGUUUAAAAAAACAUUUGGACUAUUGCCGUUUUGAUAGUGGCUAUGAGCAGCGAAAGGAGGAAAUGUUAAAGAAUCUAGAGAAAAUUGAAAAGGAUGCAGUUAUAAUGGAAAAUAAAGAUGUGUGCUUUUGCUGUGGCGAAAGUUACGAUACUUAUCAUUUGGGUCACAUAAGUUGUCCGGAUUGUCCGAAAUCGUUUAAAACACAAAUGAGCUAUGAACGUCACAUUUUCAUAACACACUCAGAAUUCAAUGACUAUCCCUGUAGCAUUUGCAAUGCUAAAUUACGUAGUGCCAAUCUAUUGAAAUUACACGAAGAACAGCAUAGCAAUCGUGGCAAGCCAUUUGCUUGUAAGACAUGUGGAAAAGAUUUCACUCGUUCCUACCACCUGAGUCGUCACAAGAAAUUCAGUUCCUGCACUGCCAAUGAAAGUGAUACAAUGCAUUGUAAAGUUUGUAAUCGUGCCUUCUAUCGUCUGGAUAAUCUGCGUUCACAUCUGAAGCAGCAUUUGGGUACCCAGGUUACCAAAAAAUCCGAAUACAUGUGUCCAACAUGUAAAAAAUGUUUUUACAGUUUAUCAACAUUAAACAUUCAUGCGCGAACCCAUACCGGAGAGAGGCCAUUUGAUUGUGAUUUAUGUGAAAAGAAAUUCCCAUCAUUGGUGGCAUUGAAAAAACAUCGACGUUAUCAUACCGGAGAAAAGCCCUAUACAUGUUCUGUGUGCAAACAAUCCUUUGCUGUGAAAGAGGUGUUAAAUAGGCAUAUGAAACGUCACACCGGCGAAAGGCCACAUGUCUGUACGGAAUGUGGUAAAAGUUUUAUACAAGGCACACAGUUGCGGACACAUUUGAAGACCCAUUUGAGGCCAUAUGAAUGUACUGAAUGUCCAGAGAAAUUCAAAACAGAAAAACAACUUGCAAAACAUGCAAAGGAACACGAUACUGAGGGAAGAAAACGUGGACGUUCUAAAAUGUUUAAAAAGUGUACCAUUUGCAAGAAAGGUUUCAAGACCGAGCUCGAUUACAAUAAGCACAUGGAAGAGGGCAUUCAUAUAACUCCUGUGCAAAAACGUAAACUGAAAAAUCGUACCGACUGUGCUGUUUGCAAGGAGAACUUUGAUUGCGUUCAAAGUUUACAAUUCCACAUAUUGAAGGUACAUCAGGAGGAUCCAGAGACAUUUGUUAAUGAAGAUCCAUUUGGAGAUCGUAGCGGAAUUAUUCACGAAGAACAUGAAGACGACGAAGAACAAUAUGAGGAACCCAUUUCAAUACCAGCACCGAAAAUUAUUAAAAUUGAAGAUGCCCAGGGGCCGCGUAUUGAAUUUGUGACAACCAAUAGUGAGGGUAAAAUACUGAAUAGCAGUAUUGAGGGUUUAUCGAAUCAACGGAUUGUACAAUCCCCUACCAAGACUGCUGGUGGUCAACCUAAUAAGGUGCAAAUAUUAGAAGAAUUCAUUUUCAAUGAUGGACCUUCAACAUCAAGUGGUGUUGCUGCUGAAACCAUAAUUUUGUCCAAUGAAGCAUUCACAGUUAUACCAUUGGAAUCAAAUGGUGGUGUUAUAGAACCCGUAACAACCAAUACCAUUGCAGCUAAAACCUAUAGGACACCAGAAGCUAAAAAAGAUCGCAAAUCAUUGGCGGAGAGUUUGGCAGCUGCUAUUGCCGAUGAUGAUAAUUUAACACAUUUCAGUACCGAUGAUGAAGAGUUAAACGAAGAGGAUUUGAAAUUGAAGGAUAAUGUUGGAAAACUGCUCGAUAUGUUGGUGGACAGUACAACACUUAAGAAAUUCGGUUGGCCAGAUGCAUCGGAAGAAACGGUUCUUUGCAAAGUCAUUGAAAACUGUGGCCAUGACUUGUCCAAAGAUCAAUUCAAUUACCAUGAACUGGAAUUUUCCAGCCGUAUGCGUGAAUAUGUUAAGCUACUGUUCACGGUGGUCAUACACAAUGAUUCGAUAAAGGAACUGCUAAAUAAUUAUCCAAUUGAUGAAGUUAUUGAAUAUGUUUUGGGUAAUGAAGAUGAUGACGAUGAAGAGGACGAAGAAACCACUGCUACGCCAACACCCAUCAAAGAAGAGAAAGAUGACAAGGCAAAAACUAUUAAACGUGAAAAGUAAAAAUAACUUAACUUUUAUACUCAAUUAUUUUUUACUAACCUAAAUGGAUUAUGGAAUGCUUGUUUUUAAUACCACUGAUGCCUUAAAGUACUUUUUAAGCGUAUAUAAAAUUACUUUUAUAUAUCUGUGAAGAAGGAACUUAAUUCAAAGAAUUAUAAUAAAGUUAUGUUUUAGUAUUAAUUUUUUAGAAAUAAGAACUUCUA